ACUAAGAAAUAAAACACACUCUCUCAUUCACAGGAGCUCCGUUUCCGAGCGCUGGGAAUAAAGCUUCAUUCACGUUUGGACUCAAAGUCUUGUAAUUGCUUCUUUUUUUUUUUUUUUUUUUUCUUCACAAUUCUUCUCUCUGUGAGGGGUUAAAGGUGUUUCAAUAUGAUGUUCAUGUAUGUUCUCCUGCGCGCUGCUUUUGGAUUAUUCAGCGUCGGUCUCGUCGCCUUUGUCCAGAAGCCAGCCGCCGCUUCUGCCAACAGAAACCCGCAAGAUGUGGACGAGUGCGCCGAAGCCUUGGACAGCUGCAGUAUCGAUGCCAUCUGCCAGAACACCCUAAAGUCAUACAAAUGCAUCUGCAAAUCAGGAUACAAGGGCGAUGGAAAACAUUGCGAAGAUAUCGAUGAGUGUGCCAGUGAAUAUAACGGAGGAUGCGUUCACGAUUGUAUCAACAUCCCUGGAAACUACAGGUGCACGUGCUACGAUGGCUUCCGAUUGGCCCACGAUGGACACAACUGCCUGGAUGUUGACGAGUGCUCGGAAGGAAACGGUGGUUGCCAGCAGAUCUGUGUGAAUAUGAUGGGAAGUUACGAAUGUCGAUGCAGAGAUGGAUUUCUCCUGUCCGACAACCAGCACACCUGCAUCCAGAGGCCAAAAGUGCGUUUUAAUGGAACUAAAGAUGUGCCCACCUGCAUGGAUAAAAAUCACGGCUGUGCCCACAUUUGCAGGGAGACGCCCAAAGGAAGUAUCGCCUGUGAGUGCAGACCAGGAUUCCAGCUCACCAAAAACAACAGAGACUGUAAAUUGACCUGUAACUACGGUAACGGAGGCUGUCAGCACAUCUGUGAGGAGAUGGACCAAGGGCCCAAAUGUUCAUGUCACAUGAAGUUUGCUCUUCACUCUGAUGGGAAGACCUGUGUUGAGGAAAGGAGUGUCCAACAGCAGCCACUGCAGCCACAGCUGUUACCCAAUGAGACGUGUGCAGUAAACAACGGAGGCUGUGACAGCACGUGUCAUGAUGCAGUCACAGGAGUUCGCUGUAGCUGCCCAGUCGGAUUCACCUUACAACUAGACCGUAAAACCUGCAAAGACAUUGAUGAAUGCCGUAUGAACAACGGGGGGUGCGACCAUGUGUGUAGAAACACAGUGGGCAGCUUUGAGUGCAGCUGCAAGAAAGGAUAUAAACUUCUGACCAAUGAGAGGACAUGCCAAGAUAUUGAUGAGUGCUCAUUUGAUCGGGCGUGUGACCACACAUGUGUGAAUUCACCUGGAAGUUUUCAGUGCUACUGUCACAAAGGUUACAUCAUCUACGGUGUGGCUCACUGCGGAGAUAUUGAUGAGUGCAGCAUUAAUCGGGGCAGCUGUAAAUUUGGAUGUGUGAACACGCUGGGCAGUUAUGAGUGUACCUGUCCUCCAGGCUACAAACUGCACUGGAAUAAGAAGGACUGUAUCGAGCUUUUGAAGUGUGCGUCCAGUCUUGUAGCACCCAAAGCCACCCUCACCUGUAACAAGAUGGGGAAAAAAGAGAGCUGCUCUCUCACCUGUGCAUCUAAAGCACAUUACCUGGCAGAAUCAGACAACAGCUAUUCCGUUAGUUGUGGAAUACCCAUCCUACGAGGUAAAUCCCAGGCCAGAUUAAACACAAGCAGCAUCCAGAGCUGCAUAGAGACUCAGACCCCUCCAGUGAAGCAGACGGCAUCCUUCCGGAUCAAGAAUGCCAAAUGCCACCUGCACCCGAAGCUUAAGGGGAGGGCAGAGGACAACGGCAGACAGAUCGGGCCAGGCGGCCAACUAUGCAACAACUGCCUGGUCACGUUCGUUAACCUGAAGUGUGACUCGUCUAAGAAAGCCAAAGGUCGUCGAGCACGUAACCCGUCAAGCAAAGAGGUCACGCGCAUCACUCUGGAGCUGGAAGCCGAGGUCAAGCCAUCGGACACCACCGGGAACUGUAAUAUGAUGUGUCAAAGGCAGCGCAUGGAGCAGCAGAUGAAGUCGUACAUCAAAGCCCUGAAAAAAUCCAUUAACCAGGAGCGUUUCCUGAUACGUGUAGCUGGACUAGAGUAUGAGGUCGCGCAGAAGCUCUCCCAGGCUGCACUGAGGCAAGAUAACUGCGGACCUGGCCGAGAGAAAGACAGCGGCCGCUGUGUCAGAUGUUUGCCUGGAUCAUACUACCAUGGUGAGCAGGAGCGCUGUGUCCAGUGCCCACCUGGAACAUUCCAGGAACGUGAAGGUCAGCUGGCCUGUGACCUUUGCCCUGGAGGAGACCGCCAUGGCUCACCAGGGGCCCGCAACGUCACGUCAUGUGCAGGUCAGUGUCCACCUGGGUAUUCCUCCAGUGAUGGCUUUAAGCCCUGUCAGCCAUGCCCCCUUGGUUCGUACCAGCCUGACCCAGGACGAACUCUCUGUUUCCCUUGUGGAGGGGGGCUCGGUACCAAAAGAGAGGGUGCCAGCUCCUUUAAUGACUGUGAGGUCAAAGUUUUGUGUUCUCCAGGUCAUUAUUAUAACACCUCAGUUCAUCGUUGUAUCCGUUGCCCUCAUGGAACCUACCAGGCUGAGUUCAGACAGAACUACUGCAUUUCCUGUCCUGGAAACACCACCACAGACUUUGACGGGGCCAUCAGUGUCUCUCAAUGCAAGAAUCGAGAAUGUGGGGGUGAAAUCGGAGAGUUCAUCGGAUACAUUGAGUCACCCAACUAUCCGGGAAACUAUCCAGCCAAUGUUGAAUGUGUCUGGACCAUCAACCCUCCACACAAACGCAAGAUUCUGAUCGUUGUCCCGGAGAUCUUUCUCCCAUCUGAGGAUGAGUGCGGAGAUGUGCUAGUGAUGAGAAAGAACUGGUCAGCGACCUCGAUCACCACCUAUGAGACAUGUCAGACGUACGAGAGACCGAUCGCUUUCACGGCUCGAUCGAGACGCCUCUGGAUCAACUUCAAAUCCAAUGAUGUAAACAGCGCUCGAGGGUUCCAGAUUCCCUAUGUGACUUAUGAUGAGGACUAUGAGCAGCUGGUUGAAGACAUUGUAAGAGAUGGAAGACUUUAUGCCUCUGAAAACCAUCAAGAAAUACUCAAGGAUAAAAAACUAAUUAAAACUCUUUUCGAUGUGCUGGCUCACCCUAACAAUUACUACAAGUACUCCACUCGGGACUCCACAGAGAUGCUUCCACGUUCCUUCAUACGUCUCAUCCACAGCAAAGUCUCCGCCUUCCUGCGUCCAUACAAAUAGCCCAAAAGCAUUGUCCACCUCCACACACCUUCAGUCACCUGGCCUCGAGUCAACGGGAUCCUACACACAUUUAAAGGAAAUAUGCACACACACAACCACACUUAAUGACAUCACACUAUGCAGAUUUCAAAUGUUUCACUUUACCUUUUUCUUUUUUAUUCUUGUCGGUUAUCUGUGUGGGGGGAAAAAAGCUGUGUAGUCUAAUGUAACGCAGUGGUUUCGAACCAAACAGCAGCUUGACUAAAGUGUUUCUUGCUGUUAGACCUCUCUAUACACGUCGGUCACCACUCUGUGCCGUCGAUGUUUUUGUUCAGUAUGAAUGUUUGCACGCUUAGUCCGUAGAGGCAUCUCGUAGAGUAAAACAAUGUUUUGGGUGGUCCAACAUCCCGUGAGUUUAAACACCUGUCUUGUUUUUACAGCGAUGAUUUGAGUUAAAGAGCGUGUUGUACAGACAAAAGAAAGUUGUAGCAUGUAAAAAAAAAAAUUAUAUAUUUGUUGAACUGGAGCUAGCUGUGACCGUGCUUUAAAAAUAGUGUUUUUUCCCCCAGGUUCCAGCUCUUAAAAACUCCACUAGUUCUCAAACUAAACAUACAGUCUUUUGUAUAUCUGUACUCUUAGUGUGCUCUCGGUAAGACCUAAUUCAUAUCAAGCAUUUCACAAUGUUAAAGCAUUAUAUUUGAGCUCCUAGAGCUUACACAUAAUCUCUAAUGGUCGUGCUGUUACUGUAAAACAGUAGUAUUUUGUCUGUUCAGAUUGUAUUAUUGUCAAUUGCAUAUUCGUCUAUUUCCUAAUAUUCAAGUUAAUUUAAAAAGGUGUAAAAGAUAUGCAUUAUGAAAAAGGCUUGGGUGAUGGAAAGGUUGGUUGGUAUUUUAAAAACAGUGGACUGUUAAUACUCAGUUCUGUGAGAGACCAAAACAGAAAUGUUUUUUUUUUUUUGCAGGACAUGCAAUUGCUGCUUCUUCAAAAACGUCACUUUAAGCCUUCGGUUUUGCCUAAUACGAUUCAAGAAAUUUCCUCCCCUACGAAAAAGAGCAAUCGAGGGGCCGAACUCUUUCACAGGUUGGAAGUAAUGUUUUCAUAAUGCAGAUAUGAAUCACUGAUAAACGCAAACCACAGGUUGACACGGAUGGACGUGAUUGAAAAACAAAACAGCAUCACUACACAUUUCAGUCCUGACCAGGACGAAACAACAGUGUUUUGCACAUUACUUUAACCAUCCAGAGGAGCAGCGUUCGGUUUACAGGUGUUAAGUUUCACUGGACCUCAGUGAUAUUUGCUUGUAAGUGCCUGAAGUACAAAGUUAUCAUGAUAAACCUGUGGAUGUCGACUUUUAUGAGUGUUUCCUGUAUUAAUUAUGAACCCAUUAGUAUUCCUUAUGAAUAUGUUUAUAAGUCACAAACUAGAGCCCUUUACAUAAUGUGUUGCACCGUGUCCUAACCAGGUGCAACAAGAUAAAGCGGCAAGCGUUCAAAUCUCUUCCAUGUCAACCAGCCGUGACCACGACAAAAGGCUGAUUGUCAUGCCUUGCACCUUGUUAGGACAUGGUCUUAUGUAGCAAAGACUAUGACUUUGAGAAGGUCAAACCAUACCCAGUUUUGAUAUGUAAACAUUUGUAAACAGAAAAGGACCGCUCACUGGAUGGUCAUAAUGGUAGUUUGUUGUUGUCUUUUUUGUAUAUUGUAAAUAUUAAAUAAACGUAGACUAAUUGGAGUCUGAGAGAUAAAUCAAGACAGAAGACAUUGUAUUUAGAAACAUGCCUCUGUAACCCCCCCGCCCUUGACACAGUUCAGCUGUCAAAAAGAGGCUGGGAUAAAAUUUGAACAAUAAGGCCAGAAAUAUACUCUAUGCAAGUGCGCAACCUGUUUGGACAACCUGUUGCAAGCACACAUUCCCAUUGUACAUACUUAACGUGUGUUUUUUGCGAUACUGUAUGCAGUAACAAACCUCAGUAUUCAAGGCGGCCAUAGAGUUACCUAGAAAUUUCUGCGCCAAUAAAGUGGAGGAAGUGUUAUUCAGAGAGAUAGCUAUAAACAUGCUGACAUAAAAGGAAUAUUCCAGGUUCAAUACAAGUUAAGUUCAAACGACAGCAUUUGUGGCAUAAAGUUGAUUACCACAAAAAAUAAUUUCAUCCCUCCUUUUUUUUGAAAAAAGCAAAAUACUUACAAUGGAAGUGAGUGGAGACAAUUUUUGGAGGGUUUAAAGGCAGAAAUGUGAAGCUUAUAAUUUUCUUAAAGCACUUACAUGAAUUCUGUUAAAACUUGUUUAUUAUUUGAGCUGUAAAGUUGUUUAUAUCAUUGUUUUUGCGGGAUUACGGGGUUUACAGUGUUAUGUUCACAUUGUCAUGGCAAUGAAGUUGUAAAAUUAAAUAUAACUUUACACAAAAAGGUUAUUAAGCGAUUUUAUCACACUAAAAUCCCUUCUUGUGGCUACACUUUUGUUACAGUGAGUAUUUUAACGUUUACGGAUUGGCCCCAUUCACUUCUGUUGUAAGUGCCCCACUGUAACCCAGAUUUUAGCUUUUUAUAAAGAAAAGGAGGGACAAGUCAAAAUAAAUUGUUGUGGUAAUCAACAUUAUGCAAUAAAUGCUGUUGAAUGAGCUUAACCUGUAUUGAACCUGAAAAUAUUCCUUUAACUAACUUGCUCAGCAGGAUUCUCUUUAAACCGUUGCUCCACCAUGACAAUAGCUGACCUGAAAGAAAAAACUGAACGUAGAAAAAAAGUUUACGUUAAUGCCCAGUUGUGAAUUUGCGUUGCGUUACGAACUGCGGUUUGACAUUUCAAAUGGCAACCAAACAUGAAAUUGAGCAUGCAUAGCUUGAAGCGUUUGCGUUCACACACUUGCGUUGAGUAUGUUUCGGGCCUAAUUCUGUGCGAGUAAAAAAGAAUAUUUUUGGUGUUCAUUGUUCAAAGCUGGCUCCAGAUGUGGUCAAACCAUGCUGAUCGAACUUUUGACCCAACCUUACUUCCAAAGACUGUCUACCACCCCAAUGGCCGUUAACCUACAAAAACACAGAUGAUCAGUAGCGGUUCUAGCAUGUAUGGCGCCCUGGGCGAAACCCGCUUCAGCACGCCCCCAAAGUUGUUGACCGGGGUUGGGGUGGGGGGGGUUGUGGUAUGUGGUGAUGAUUGUAAAUUAGAUGGCUGGUGGAGUUCAGGGCGCCUACUUGUCUGUGUGGGCACCUCGUGCUGCUACAGGCAAGAUGCCGCCCUGGGCAGCUGCCCAUAUCACCCAUGCCUAAAUCCGCCGCUGCAGAUGAUCCCUGGUUUUGUUUUUUUGAAGUGCAGUGACAAACAGAAAAUCUAACCAACAAUGCUUAAUCCUAAACUCCUCAACUAAGAAGAAUUUGAUGUCUUUUAUUUCAAAGGAAUGUUUUCAUGAAGCAGUAACUGACGUUUUAGGAAUUAUGUACAUUUGUCAUCUAUAACAAGUGUCACAAAUAUAAUUGUUUAACUAUAAAUAUGAUAAUAUACAGUAGAAAGUAAAAGAAAAAACAACACAACUUGGGUUAACCCAAUAACAAGUAUAGUACUGUCAAUAUAGUCCCACUUGCAGAAACUAACAUUUUUUCGAGUCACUGUAUUACUAAACAUGUCAAGUACUCUGUUGCAGCACUGUUGGAUAGAAAUCUCUGUGAAAAGGAUGGGUCAUAUGCGAAAUAGCCACAAGUGCCAUGAAAUAAAAAGUUUAUGGCAAAGUAGUCAACAUUGUCUUUUGAAUGUUCAAUAAAGGAAAUGCAGAUUAUUAGUUACUCUAACUUGUCAUUAGCGGUCUGUGACUGCUGCUUUAUUUUUAUAAUUUCCCCUUGUCUUUGCGCUACCAAAACCAUUUUCAAGCAACUUUAAAAUACAUUGUAUCAAAUCACAUUCCAAUUUCUAUUUUUAUUUUUAAGUUGUUGUUUUUUUGUUUAGUUUUUUCUGUGUUUUCUUUUCCCCAUUUUUCUAAUUUUUUAUUUUUAUUUUUUUUUUUUAAUGUAUUAAAGUUUUGGAGAAAAGGAAAUGACUUUGCCACAAUGUUUCAUGGGAUGGUAUUUGCACUUGAUGUCUGGAUUUUGUAUUGUCUUUUUAAAUGAAAGAAAUUGGUGUUCUUAAAGGUGUCUUGUUUCUUAAU
Messenger RNA from Myxocyprinus asiaticus (Chinese sucker), 7330 nucleotides. Its product is annotated as signal peptide, CUB and EGF-like domain-containing protein 3. The transcript is spliced from 23 exons. Gene Ontology annotation, biological process: signal transduction. Lineage: Eukaryota; Metazoa; Chordata; Actinopteri; Cypriniformes; Catostomidae. Gene Ontology annotation, cellular component: cell surface. The record is from RefSeq and is a predicted model, not a curated record. Gene Ontology annotation, molecular function: calcium ion binding. The coding region runs from base 166 to 3222 and encodes 1018 amino acids.